Molecule: messenger RNA, 1905 nt
Organism: Monoraphidium neglectum
Lineage: Eukaryota; Viridiplantae; Chlorophyta; Chlorophyceae; Sphaeropleales; Selenastraceae
Product: putative potassium transporter 2
Exons: 9
Coding region: 1-1905 (634 amino acids)
Biological process (GO): potassium ion transmembrane transport
Cellular component (GO): membrane
Molecular function (GO): potassium ion transmembrane transporter activity
Source: RefSeq, a predicted model, not a curated record
AUGCUUGUGUGCGGCGCGUCCGUGGGCAUCCCGCAGGCGAUGAUGCUGGGCGUGUUCCCACGGCUCAGGGUCGAACACACCGACGAGCUGCAAGAGGGCCAGAUCUACAUUGGACAGAUCAAUUUCAUGCUCCUCAUUGGCUGCGUCGCCAUGGUUGCGGGCUUCCAAGACACUACCGCCAUGGGCCACGCGUACGGCGUCGCCGUCAUGACGGUCAUGUUUGUCACCACAUUCCUUUCGGCACUAGUAAUGGUGGCGUGCUACGACAUCAAUCCUAUCCUUGUCGGGCUGUACCUUGCUUUCUUUGUGCCCCUUGAGGGGCUGUUCCUGAGCAGCAAUGCCAUCAAGAUUCCAGAGGGCGGCUGGGUCACGUUGGUCAUCGCCGUUUUCGUCGCCUCGAUCAAUUUCGUCUGGUGGUACGGGAGCCGCCAGAAGACCAAGUGGCUGCUGGAGCAGGCCGCCGCAAACACCAGCCUGCUGCGCCAGCUGCCGGCUGUCGACGACGCUGAUGACGUCACCAGCGGCCGCGGCGCGCCUCCGCCCGCCGCACGGCCGGACGGGGAUGGUGGCGCUGGGUUCAUCGGCACUUAUUCGGCGGGAGACCGCGACUUGACCUCCAAAAGCAACGUUGAAGUGCUGCGCGAGGGCAACAAGCACGCGCAGGAAGCAGGGGACGGCGGCGCGCGCGGCGCGGGGACGGGCAGGCUCUCGGCGGUGUCGGCGCCCUACCGCCGCGGCGGCGCAGCUUCGGGGGGCGAGUCAAAGCUGGAACGCGCCCAGAUGUCUUUCGGGGACAUGCCCCUGGCCAGAGUCCCUGGCCUCGCCAUCUUCUACACCCAGAGCACCAGCGGCGUCCCCGCCGUCAUGGGCCACCUGCUGAACAACCUCCCGGCCCUCGCGCGCGUCAGCGUGCUGCUCACGCUGCGCUUCGUGCCGAUGCCUUACGUAAUGCCCACCGAGAGGUUCUUAGUGAGGAGGAGCCGGACCAUCGCCGGCGUGUACCGCGUGAUCGCGCGGUACGGAUACAUGGAAGAGAUCGACCACGGGGCACACUUUGUGCGCCAGCUCGUCGGCUGCCUCGUGCGCCACGCCGCCGGCGAGGGGCGGGAGGUCGUGCCCCGCGGCGGCAGCCCCCUCGCAGGGUCGGCGCGUGGCAGGAGCAGCGGGAGCGACGGCGGCGGCCACGUGGCGUUGGAUGUGGGGGAGGGCGCGGCGCCAACCGCCGCCGCGGGCGGCGAGGGGAGAGGGGACGGUCGCGCGGCCAAGGCGUGGUUCAGCAUGUCUGCGUCAAUGGAUGACGAUGCGACGCUGAUGGCGGUGCCUGCUCAGGCCGGCGAGCCGCCGGCGGACGGCGCUGAGCACGUGGCGUCCAUUAUUGCCCCCCUGGCCUCGCCCAACACGGCCGCGGCGGAGCCUCCGAUCGCUCACGCGGAGAUCAUACCGGAGCUGGGCGGAAGCCCGCGGCAGCUGGGUCGCGAGUCAUACACCCGGUGGCAGUACCGCGAGCAGUCCCUCCCGCACCGCCGCCGCGGCGGACAGCCUACGCUCGGGGGCGGCCCCGAGUCCUUUGGCGUCUCGACCUCUGGCGGCGGCGCCGGGCCGCCGCUUUCGGUCCCGUCCAUCAUGGCCCGUGCGGCCAGCGCGGGGGCUCCCGGGAUCGCCCCCGGUGGGCUGAGCCGCCGGCAGUUGGACGAGGUGGGCGUGCUGCUGGACUGCUACCGCCAGCGGACUGUCUACGUCGUCGGCGGCACGCGCGUCCUGGGCCGGGAGGCGGGCUGGAACCUGCUUCGUCGCGGCGUGGUGCAGGCGUACGGCGCGAUCGCGAACAACACGCAGCCGGCGACGCGCGCGUGGCAGCUGCCGGACGGGCAGGUCGUGGAGGUGACGCUGACGAUGCGGCUGUGA